AUGCCCUCGGCAUCACAGCCCCAGCUGGCUCCGUCAACUCGGCUGGAAGCGCCUGAGCAUCCCUUCUCAUUGAGCGACUUAGGAUAUCAUGCCUCUUUUGAUGCAUUGCAGAAAGAAUCAGGGGUGCACCUCGAGUCACCUGCGAUGCAGCCACUUCGAGAAGCCGUGCUACAAGGCAUGUGGGAUAAGGCUGAGCGGCAUUUUGUGGACUUGACAAAGCACACAUCUUUACAUAUGCCUGCUAGCGAUGCAGCGCUAGAAUGGCCUUGCCCCAAGGAGCAGAAUGUGCGCGAACGAGCCUUGGCUAGCGUGAGAUACCUGCUACACAAGCAGCAGUACUUGGAGCUUUUAGAGCACGAACAGAAAACGGAGGCAUUGCACGUCCUUCGCACAGUUCUAUCAAAGCUGUCGCUACCUCCUACGAUACUGCAGGAACUAAGUCGCUUGAUCUUGUGCCGCAACGCUCAGGAACUGUACGAGCAAGCCAAGUGGGAUGGCGCCCUCGGCCAAUCACGUCGCCAGCUACUAAGCACGAUAGAGAGUGUACUAGAUACGUCCUCGAUGGUACCAAAUCGCCGCUGGCACGUCCUUUACGAGCAAGCACUGGCCUUUCAACGCAUGCAAAGCCCUUACUUUGUGUGCGAUUCGCUCAACGACUCGCGUCGGUUGCUGGUGGAUUAUCAAGCCGACCCAGCCCAAUUUCCCUCUCAUUUGAGCUACGAACUGGACGGACAUACUGAUGAAGUGUGGACUAUACGGUUCUCACACACUGGUACCAAGCUAGCCAGCGGUGGACGGGAUGGCCUCGUCAACAUUUGGGACAUGAGCACGAAAUGCACACCGGUAUUGCAGCUUCAGCACAAAAAUGGUGUGCAAAGUAUUGACUGGUCGCAUGAUGACGCCAAGCUUAUCGUGGCCGCGGACGAAGACGUGGCGUUGUGGGAUAUAGCAACAAGACACGUCAAGCUGCUGACUGAACAUGAAUAUACGGUCUCUGCCGUACGAUGGCUCCCAGACCCAACCAGACGCUCACAUGGCGAUGAUGUUGUGUUUGUGACAGGCGCUAUGGAUCAGAAAGUGUUGUUCCGGAAAGCGGAUGGCACAGUAGCCUGGACAUGGUCGCUCUCGCCCUAUCGUGUAAUUGCCUUGGACGUAACAGCAGAUGGACGCUAUGUGACUAACGAGGUUGCUCUGAUGCAAAACCUUUCUCCUCAACUUCCUCUCCUGCAUUUGGACUGCGAGGCUGGAAAAGCUGAUUGGGAUGAACAGUCGCCUUCUUUGACGGACUCGCUUCUCUCUCUGGAUUUUGAGUCGGUCAACGAUAUGGGAACGACCAUGAUGAGCAGCGUCAUGUCUGAAUCGUCGCAGACUCUUGCUACGCCACCUGAUUUGGAGGCGAUGUCCCUUUUCUCCCCGACGGGUGAGGGCCAGUCGAUACUUUCUGACUCUGACAAGAUGGCCGGCCGAGGUGAACCUAUCGAGCCCAUACGCAAGCGUCAGCGUUGUGAGCCUGUCAUGUCGCCUACAAGCUUGAUGGCCACCGAUUUUACUCUUUUCCCGGGAGAAAACGAGCACUCUUCACCGAAAGCGAGCGUCGAUGGUGGCAAUGGUGAGAAAGUGCUACAUCUGCUGGACAAGCUCAAUGCCUCGCAGCAAAACGAAGUGCCAUUGACGUUGUCGCCUACGGACGUAACGCCCGCCCCAGGAACGUGCUUGCCACAGGCCAUCCAAAGCUCACGUAGCUCGCCGGCUGUGCACACCGCAUCGUCCGUGCCGAGCAAGUCAAGUGCUGAAACUUCUACCACGGUGAAGCAGAUGCGGGGUACAGGCCGCCGUCGCCGUCGUGAUGCUGAUGAAUUGUUGCCCAUCGACGCUCCCAUUCAACCGAGGGUGUACCAUACCGAAUCGGCGACGUCGCGUCGCGAUUCAAGGGGCUCGGAAAGCAGCUCCCCUGGCGAGUCGGGUGCUAGUACCCCACUUUCAGGCAGUCAGGAAAUGGACGCUCGUUCACUCAAGCGUUUGAGCAACACCUUGGCUGCUCGUCGUAGCCGUCACCGCAAGGCUGAGGAGCUGAAGCGUCUGUACGAGACGAUUGAGCGCCUUGAAAAGGAGGUGACCUUGUGGAAGCAGCGCUGCGAGUCAGUAGAGCAAGAGCGUAAUCGUGCUCUGCUACUGGCGCCUCGGCCAUAG
Molecule: messenger RNA, 2190 nt
Organism: Malassezia pachydermatis
Lineage: Eukaryota; Fungi; Basidiomycota; Malasseziomycetes; Malasseziales; Malasseziaceae
Product: wd40 repeat-like protein
Exons: 3
Coding region: 1-2190 (729 amino acids)
Biological process (GO): proteasome-mediated ubiquitin-dependent protein catabolic process; regulation of DNA-templated transcription
Cellular component (GO): GID complex
Molecular function (GO): DNA-binding transcription factor activity; protein binding
Source: RefSeq, a predicted model, not a curated record